CGACAAAACUAAUUCCAGAGGACACAACGCAACUUGAAAUCAGCUGGCAGCCUCUCAGUGAAUGUGUCUAAGAGAAGAUGUUGAGGAGGAAACCUACUCGUCUGGAGCUGAAGAUCGAUGACACUGAUGAAUUUGAAAGCAUCAAAAAGGAGCUUGAGGCACGGAAACGUCAACGAGAACAGGUGGAGUCGGGAGGUGGAGACUCUGUGGUCGGCAGCGAAGUGAUUGGGGGAGAAACUCUACCCUCAUGUUCAACCACUGCGUCGAGGGCGGAGCUUAUUAACGAGCGAAUCGGCUACAAGCCAAACCCCAAACCUACCACCUUGCCCACACUAUUUGGAAGUUUACAAUUUUAAUAAAUUAACUUAAUUCAUGUGUGUAAAGAUGAUGGAAUCAUUUCGUAUUAGCAGGGCCUAGCAAAUAAAUUAGAUUAAAAAAAAAAGAUUACUUUUGGGGGUUGUCUUCCAUAAUUCAAAACCAAGCAGUAAAUUCCACACAGUCAUGACAAGAAAA
Hippocampus zosterae (dwarf seahorse) is the source of this 513-nucleotide messenger RNA. It is a transcript of the gene cdc26, whose product is annotated as cell division cycle 26 homolog. The record is from RefSeq and is a predicted model, not a curated record. Gene Ontology annotation, biological process: protein K11-linked ubiquitination; anaphase-promoting complex-dependent catabolic process; regulation of mitotic cell cycle. Gene Ontology annotation, cellular component: anaphase-promoting complex. The transcript has 3 exons. Lineage: Eukaryota; Metazoa; Chordata; Actinopteri; Syngnathiformes; Syngnathidae. Bases 78 to 356 code for a protein of 92 amino acids.